CUCAUCAUGUGGGUUACUGAUUACCUCUUAUUCUUAAUUACAUGUCCAGCAAUGAGUCAGAGUGACAUGAAGGCCGUGGAGCAGUGCUUCCUCGAUAUCUCUGUGGAUGCCGUCCUCCAUUACGAUGGGGUACCAGCAGUCGAGCCCUGGGCGACCAUGUAUAUCGAUGCCAUCCACGAGCAGAGGUUCGGUGAUGCAAUUUGGGCACGCUAUCAGAUUUUUGGAGAUGUGAUAGAUGGUUUACUUGAUGAAAGGCUGACUGUGCUCGAGAGCAUUGAAGAGGAUGCGGUGGGAUAUAAGAAGAAUGCGCGGGAGGCGUUUGACGAGGCCGUGGCCUUCUACAAGAGUGCUUCCAACAGUACAGACGGACAUCCCGAGGUUAUCGAGAUCAUCAUGCGCAUUGAUCAAGAAGAUGUCAGUGAUAGAUAUUUCCCAGAGGGUGUCGUUCAUUUUGUUCUCGCCGGAGAAUCAGGUCAGGCCAUAAUUCCCCCUCUUCUGGCCGGCCAGUCUCCACCUUCGCAUUCCGAGAGCAGCACCAUCGGCAGCGGGAAUUACUCUCAAGUUCCACGUGCUAUCCUCCUCGGCGGCGCUUUUGACGAAGCGACGAUAGCUCCUUUGCGAGAUGCGGUCAAGGCAACUUCAGGAGCGCGCAAUGUUCCUUGGAUUCUUCAAGAUUUAACACUGCCGGCUCCUCCGGUCGGCACGCCAGAAUACUCUGCGCUUAUGACCAAGAGGUCCAAGGAUGCUUUGGUGAAGUUGGAACAAGAGGGAAAGCUAGAUGGAGGCCAUGAUGGAAUCGAGUGGUACUAA
Fusarium keratoplasticum is the source of this 810-nucleotide messenger RNA. RefSeq lists its product as uncharacterized. The transcript is spliced from 3 exons. Bases 7 to 810 code for a protein of 267 amino acids. Lineage: Eukaryota; Fungi; Ascomycota; Sordariomycetes; Hypocreales; Nectriaceae. The record is from RefSeq and is a predicted model, not a curated record.